Molecule: messenger RNA, 1886 nt
Organism: Hemiscyllium ocellatum (epaulette shark)
Lineage: Eukaryota; Metazoa; Chordata; Chondrichthyes; Orectolobiformes; Hemiscylliidae
Gene: idh3b
Product: isocitrate dehydrogenase (NAD(+)) 3 non-catalytic subunit beta
Exons: 12
Coding region: 25-1194 (389 amino acids)
Biological process (GO): isocitrate metabolic process; tricarboxylic acid cycle
Cellular component (GO): mitochondrion
Molecular function (GO): NAD binding; oxidoreductase activity, acting on the CH-OH group of donors, NAD or NADP as acceptor; magnesium ion binding
Source: RefSeq, a predicted model, not a curated record
ACCGGAAGCUGUCGGCUCGGCAACAUGGCGGCGCUGAGGGUCCUGAGGAGCGCAGCAAAGGAUUUCAGUUUUGCACUGAAUGUUGUCUCAUCGAGGACCCUGGUGACUGGCCCCUUCCUGAGCUCCUCCUCACCGGCCCAGUGCUAUUCUCCAGCUGCACAGAGACCUGAUGGUGAUUUCAAGGUGACAAUGAUUCCAGGGGAUGGUGUCGGUCCCGAGUUAAUGCAUGUCGUCAAAGAGGUGUUUAAGGCUGCAGAAGUGCCAGUUCAGUUUGAUGAACAUCAUGUGAGUGAAGUGCAGAACAUGGCCUCAGACGAAAAACUGGACGAAGUCCUCGACUCCAUGAAAUUGAACAGAGUUGCAAUUAAAGGGAAGAUCUACACUCCAAUGGAAUACAAGGGCGAAUUGUCAUCCUAUGAGAUGAAGCUGAGAAAGAAACUUGAUUUGUUUGCAAACGUGGUCCAUGUUAACAGCUUACCGGGUUACUCAACACGGCAUAACAACUUAGACCUGGUGAUCAUCCGUGAGCAGACGGAGGGCGAGUACAGCUCACUGGAAUAUGAGAGUGCUCAAGGGGUCAUCGAGUGUCUGAAGAUCAUCACCAGGGAGAAGUCCCGCCGGAUCGCCAAAUUCGCCUUUGAUUACGCCACAAAGAAAGGUCGCUCGAAGGUCACCGCAGUGCAUAAGGCCAACAUCAUGAAGCUGGGAGAUGGCCUGUUCCUGCAGUGCUGUAAGGAAAUGGCUGAGCUCUAUCCCAACAUCAAAUACGAUUCUGUCAUUAUCGACAACUGCUGCAUGCAGCUGGUGUCCAAUCCCUAUCAGUACGAUGUUCUGGUUAUGCCCAAUCUCUAUGGAAACAUCAUUGAUAACCUGGCAGCAGGUCUGGUCGGAGGAGCUGGGGUGGUCCCUGGAGAGAGCUUCAGUGCUGAGUACGCAGUUUUCGAAACGGGAGCCCGCCACCCGUUCUCCCAGGCGAUGGGAAGGAACAUUGCUAACCCCACUGCCAUGUUGCUGAGCUCCGCCAAUAUGCUGAGGCACCUGAACCUAGAAUUUCACUCCAACCUGAUCUCGGAGGCUGUGAGGAAAGUCAUCAAAUUGGGCAAGGUUCGGACCCGAGAUAUGGGCGGUUAUUCCACCACCAGCGAUUUCCUGAAGAUUGUCAUCGAUAACCUGCACCCUGCUCGUCUCCGCUAGCCUGCUCCAGGCCUCCCUGCUGGGAGUUUGGACAUGAUGCUGCCGUUGGAUUGGACCCCUUCAGGACUCCCAGUGGGCCCUCGAGUCCUCUUUCUCCUCUUGAGGAUUGAGGUUUCAGGUUGUUUCCACACUUCUGGCUGGUUGGAGUUGGCAGAGCCUCAGUGAUGGCUCCAUCUCGGUGUAAAGCAGUGUCCUGCUCCAGAGCUUUAGUGUUUAAUGUUUCAUCCUCUGUGUUUGUUGACCAGUUGCCUGGCUUUAGCGAGCAGUCACAGGGCAGUAUUGGAGGCUUUACAUAAUAUCCAGGUUCAGUAAUAACUACACCAUUCCCUCUGUCUCUCUCUGUUAUUCCUGAUUUACAGAUUACCUCCUUUUCCUUUGUUUUGUUGGGAUUUAUCUUUUUUUUUAAGAUGUUUGUCUCAUCCCAAGAUGGAGAAACGAUGUGUGAACUAAUGAGAAUCAUGUUGGAAGCAGAUGCCAUGUACAGAUCAGCUGACUGACUCCCAGAGAGUCUGAGACUUUGAGCUUCUGAGUCAUUGACACUGGAUUAACUAAGAGCAUCACUCAGCAGCAGGCCAUUUACAGGGACAUGACCUCAGCUCCCCCUCCCCACGGAGGGUACCCGUGUAAAAUCCUGCUUUUGAGGGAAUUGUUUCAGUCCAAAAUAAAACAUUCCAGCACUUUUGUCAACUCUA